Messenger RNA from Procambarus clarkii (red swamp crayfish), 1518 nucleotides. RefSeq lists its product as uncharacterized. Gene Ontology annotation, biological process: G protein-coupled receptor signaling pathway. Gene Ontology annotation, cellular component: plasma membrane. The record is from RefSeq and is a predicted model, not a curated record. Gene Ontology annotation, molecular function: G protein-coupled receptor activity. NCBI's taxonomy places the organism in Eukaryota, Metazoa, Arthropoda, Malacostraca, Decapoda, Cambaridae.
UCGUCCCCUGGCGGCCAAGAUAAGAAGCUACAGCUGGCGCUUCCGCAGAGCUGCCUCAGCCAUAGGACUCAGUAGACGCAAUCCUGGUGCUGCGUAUGGCUUGAUUAUUGAACUCGUACAAACAAGUAUUGCUGCACGCUGUGGGGGAGCGAAGAACAAAGGUGCAGUGCGAGGGUGUUAAUUCACACGCUGGUCCAGAAGCUGGCUUGUGUCGACAGAGUACCACAGAUUGAAGAAGAUGAAUAUUACAUUGAUGAAUUGCAGUAACGAGUGUGGGAACUUUGAGACAGGCGAGGUAAUACCCUUAGAUGUCCGCAUCUCCCCGAUACUCCUCAUGGUCGCUCUUAUCCACUGCUGCAUUGUCAUCGUCCUGGGCAGCCUCGGUAACGGUGUGGCCUUGUGGUGCGUGGUGAGGUGCCCCAAUACCAUGCCGGCAAUGAAGGUGCUGCUGUGUAGCGUGUUUGCGCCUCUCCUGGUGAUCUGCCUGGUGACCAGACCCGCUGUAGCGCACAUCAUCACGGCUAUCAUUACCUGCAACCCUGCCAAUUUCUUCACCAAGUUCAGAGUGGUUACCACACUCGUGUACAGCAGUCUGGCGGGGCUAGAGCUGGUCGCUAUUGCAGCCGUGGCAUUUUUCAGAAUGUUGGCGGUGUGUGGCCGUGGGCGACACUCCAUGAGCACGACGGUGGCCGUUGUUAUCGUCGUCUCCAUGAGUGUGUACAGCGUCGUCACAUCAGUGGGUCUGCUGGGGUCGGUGGUGCUGAGGUGGGUGUGGGAACCAUACCUUAAGCGAGUCAUCUUCAUCGUCUACUUCUUCUUCAUCACUAUGCUGCCAAUCUUGGUGACUGGGGCCAGCUACGCUUACAUCAUCUUCACUGUGCAAGAGAACAAGCGGCGCUUGGCGAGGAGUCAACAGAGCUGCCUAAGAGUCCACAACCUCGUCGACCAGGCCACACGCGCCAUGCUGGCCGUCUUCAUUAGUAACCUGCUCUUUGGUCUCCCACACGCAGUCUAUCACCUCCUCCACGAACCAUCAUUCACUUUGAACGUUGUAAUUCAUAUUAUAUUCUCCACUCACUUCGUGGUGGAUCCGGUAGUGUUUGUAUGGUAUAACCAGAGUUACCGUCGCCGUGUGGGCGAGCUAGCGUGCUCAGGGCUGACCUGGAUGAUGCAGUGUUGCACUACACGCAACUCACCAACCACAAACCAGUCCUCAUCAUGCACCAAAGAGUCCAUCUGCAAUACUGAGGCUUCCUCAUCUACCAAGGAGUCCUCAUUCCUUAAGAAGUCAUCAUGCACUAAGGAGUCAUCAUCCACAACUGAAUCCCGACCUUAACUCUUCUGCAAACAAGCCAGUUGCCAUAAGACUCGGCAAGUAGAACUAGAUAUCAGAAGUAAAAAAUAAGAUAAUAAUUUUCAAUUGUUGCCGUGGGUUUCUGGGUUACCUCUUCAGAUUCGAGAACGCUUUUGGUGGCUUAAGCUUUUCAGUAAAUAUAAAAAUACAAAACUCUUAACCCC